Coturnix japonica (Japanese quail) is the source of this 694-nucleotide messenger RNA. Its product is annotated as beta-microseminoprotein-like. Lineage: Eukaryota; Metazoa; Chordata; Aves; Galliformes; Phasianidae. The record is from RefSeq and is a predicted model, not a curated record.
UGCCCAAUAUAGAGGCCUCAUAAAAUAUCUGCUUUCAGAUUCCACAGAAAGCACUUGCAGAGAUCUUCUGGAGACUUGGAGCUCUCUGGAAGCUACACAUUACACAAUGAAAAUCCUACUGGCCUUCCUUCUUGCAGUGGUCAUCAUAGUGACACAGGGUGAUGCUUACUGCUUUACACAACUCUACAAGCCGGGAGAGGCUGAAAAAGGCUGUAUGAUGGAUGGAGUAUUGUACCCCUUUGGAGAGAUCUCAAGGACAGAAGGUUGUUUCAGAUGCAGCUGCAGCCAAUCUGAAAUGCACUGCUGCACCCUCUAUACUACUCCUGUGGGUUAUGACAAAGAAACAUGUAAAGUCAUUUUCAAUGAGAAGGACUGUAACUAUGAGGUGGUGCCAAAGUACCCCUCGAAGGAGUGUGCUUGGCAUGCUCGUGUAGGCUAACAACAUGCCUGCUCCAAGCCACUCUGUGCUGUGGGAUCCGUCCAUUCCUCGAGAAGCUUUGCCGUCACAGAGACGCUCAAAGACCUGAGAGAUCUUAUCACAAAGAGUUCUUCAGUGGAUCCCUCUUAAUCUCCCAAUUAUUCUAAUUCAAUAUACAAGAUUCACAAUCAGAGACAAAGUCUUAUUUCUGUCAUUACUUGCAUUGAUAUCACCAAGCUCUGUUAAACGAAAUAAAUCCAGAUGAAAUACCUAGAA